This is a messenger RNA of Stegastes partitus (bicolor damselfish), 2483 nucleotides long. RefSeq names its product methyltransferase like 25B (gene mettl25b). Gene Ontology annotation, molecular function: rRNA (adenine-N6,N6-)-dimethyltransferase activity. Bases 217 to 1935 code for a protein of 572 amino acids. NCBI's taxonomy places the organism in Eukaryota, Metazoa, Chordata, Actinopteri, Pomacentridae. Gene Ontology annotation, biological process: rRNA modification. The record is from RefSeq and is a predicted model, not a curated record. The transcript has 8 exons.
AGCAUUUAAAUGAAUUUUAAUUUAAAAAACAUAGCAGGAGUUUUGUAAAUAUAAAAAUAAAUGCAGAUUUUAGGAGCGAGCUGGUCGUUAUGUCGGUGUUUUAGACACGCUUCGUCUUAGCAGGAAAAAAAGAAACGCAGCGUUUAACAAGCUAACGCAUGCUAGCAUUAGCUCCCCUUCAAGUCCCAUGAGCUGUCAGCAGCACAAGAUGUGGAGAUGUUUACAGCAAGUUUCUCAGCAGAGCAACAGAGAGAGCUGGCGAAAAGACUCACCACGUUUCUGUCUCAGUACAGGCAUCUAUCCGACUCCUACAUAAUUGAGUUCUUCACUGAAGAUCUCUGGCACACUUUACCCAGCAGCUGGCAGGCUGUGUUGCAGGACUUGUCCUAUCCACAGAUUGCAGACCUAUUUUUAGAUGCCACCCAUGAAGACAGGAGAUAUCCUUCGGUGUGGCCGCUGUCCCUCUUGGCUUUCCGUGCCACAGCUCAUGCCCUGGCGUUCCCCAGAGAGUCCAUUCAUGAGCAAGGCAGGGUUGCCGGUUUGGUGAAGCCUGAGGAGUUCCAGGAAAACCAGAGUCAGAGCUCACUACUGGGGCACAUAUUCAGGAAACACGUUAAACCCAAGAAGCAGCACGAGAUUCGCAAGCUAGGCAUGCUGGUGAAACAGCUUUGUGACCAGACUGAGUGCAGCAGAGUGGUUGACGUUGGCUCCGGACAGGGCCAUCUGACUCGUUUCCUGUCCUUUGGGCUCGGACUGUCCGUCACUGCCAUUGAGGCUGAUCACACCCUUGUUACUAUGGCGUCCAGGUUUGACGGACAGUUAAUCUGGGCGUUGGAGAAGGAAAAUCAGAAGAAGAACUGCACCUCUCAGCUCCCAAUUUCUCAGUCCUCUCCCCGCCACGUGGCUGGCUGGGUGAACCCCAAGGCACCAUGGGAGGCUUUCAUAAAGCAACUAAGUGCUACAGGAUGUGUCAGCGAAGGUUCCUCAACCCCAUCUGGACCCAGCAAAAAGAGACUGCGGGGCUCUAAGCGUCAGGGGCGCUCUCGUGACCUCCAGGCUUCACCAUCUCAUGGCUCCACGCGUUCUGAUGCUCAUUCACAAGACUCAAGUAAGAAUGAGUCUGAAGACGAGUUAUCUAAUGAAAACUGCUGCUCAUGCAUCCAGCCUGUUCAUCAGCAGGAUGUCAACCCUGAGGAAAGCAGCCUACAAGGUUACCCAGACUUCAUCCUGACUGGUCUCCACGCCUGCGGAGACCUCAGCACCACCCUCCUCCGCCACUUUGUCAACUGCCCACAUGUUCGCGGCAUCACUUCUGUUGCGUGUUGCUACAUGAAAAUCACAACCAAAGAAAACCCCGCCCCUCCAGGACUGGUCGUAUCUUCCGCUCCAGUGACACCGGGCCACGAGUCUGUUCCCUCAGAGUUUGGCUACCCGAUGAGCUCGUGGGUGCGUGGGUUGCCGGGACAUCAGCUGUCCUAUAAGGCGCGAGAGGCGGCGUGUCAUGCCGUGGAGGAUUACAUACGGAGGCUCAGAGAGGAAAGCGAGUUACUGAGGACACACUGUUACCGGGCAACGCUGGAGACCUUCAUCAGGGAUACGAGGCCAGAGCUACGCAGGGCAGGAAUCCAGACCAUUAAGAAAGCCCACUUAUUACCUUUUACAGAAUACGCCCGUCUGGGUCUGGCUCGGGUCGGCCUGCCUCCCGACUUGCCCCUGGACCCUGAGCAGGUGGAGGCCAUGCUGAAGCAGCAGGGCAGGGUGGUGGUGUACUUCAGCCUGGCCCUGCUGCUGGCUCCUGUGGUGGAGACGCUGGUGCUGCUGGACAGGAUGAUCUACCUGCAGGAGAAGGGUGUGGACAGUCAGCUGGUGCCUCUCUUCGACCCAAACUUUUCUCCAAGAAACUUUGUGCUGGUGGCUCUGAAACCUUGUGGAUAGAGUGGACAAAAAGACCCACCAAGUCGCUCUUGGUUUCUUGGGGAUAUGAAAUCAUGAACAUUAAGGGAUUUUUGUUUUCUGGCUUUUAUUCAUCAUCUUAGCUGCAGAUGUGUUUUUUCCUCCAUGAGUCCAUGUCUUCGUAGCGGUGGAACUCUUCAGAUCUCAAGCUUCACUGUGAUGCAGAAACAUGCUGGAAAAUUAGGACUGUUUUUCGUUCCAAAACGGGCACUUAGUUCUGUUUCCAUGAGCUUGAUGAACAGUGAAUCUAUAAAGUGGCUUUAAGUCCAUCUAAACAUCAUGUUCUUGACUUCAUACAUGUCACACUGGUUUUCACUCAGAGUCUUCAAGAUAGCACAGAAGCAAUCGAGUGUUUCGCUCUGUUUUUUUUAUUGCAUGGUCGUCUCUCUGCAUAUACAAACAUGUUUGGGGGUUUUUGCUUGUUUUUUUAAAUUGUAUUUUAUUACUUUUGUCAUUUUAUGAAGCACUAUGGGACAAUCGUGCUUUUUAUGUCUGCACCUCAAAGCAAUAAAAACAACUUGUGCUUUUAA